GGGAGACAUUGGAUAUUCAGCAGUAGUGGCUGAUUUGAGUUUAGUCGAAUGACGGAGUUUUGGAUAAUAUCUGUACCUGGGGAGCGGGAUCCAAAUCAGGUGUAUCAGCGUCUUCAAACCACAUUGUCUAAAUAUAAGGAUAUCUGCUCGCAGGUCAAUAAGUUUAAUAUCCCUCCUGACUUCAAGGUGGGAACACUGGAUAUUCUUGUGGGUCUUUCUGAUGAGCUGUCAAAAUUAGAUGUGUAUGCUGAGAGGUAAUUGUCUAAUAGGUUCAAAUAGUAGCUCAAGUAUUACCAAGAAAGUUGCCCAGUACAUGGGCGAUGUUCUCGAAGAACAAAAACACAAGUUGGAAGACAACUUAACGGUAAAUGGACUUUCUCCUGCCGCUUUCCUUACUAAAUUCCAAUGGGAUUAUGCUAAAUAUCCAGUCAAACAAACGUUAAGUUCACUGUAUGCUAUUAUUUCAGAGCAACUUACUAAAAUAGAUUCGGAUUUAAAAGCAAAGUCUCAGUCAUAUAAUACCUUAAAAGGUUGUCUUCAAAAUCUAGAACGAAAGCAGACGGGUAGUCUCUUAACACGUGAGCUUGGAGAUAUCGUGAAGCGAGAACAAUUUAUUGUUGAUUCAGAAUAUUUAACUACUCUGGUCGUUGUUGUUCCAAAGAAUAUGUAUAAUGAUUGGAAAUCUAAUUAUGAAAGAAUGACAGAUAUGGUCGUUCCUAAAUCGUCUGAACUUAUUUUUGAAGAUCAGGAUAAUGGCCUGUGGACUGUUACGCUCUUCAAAAAAAUGACGGAUGACUUUAAAACUCAGGCUCGUGAAUUUAGAUUUGUUGUACGUGAUUUUACUUAUGAUGAGAAGAAAAUUGAAGAAAGUAGAAAUGAGCUUUCGAAACUUGAGUCCGAUAAGAAACGACAGUUUGCACCUCUCUUUCGUUGGUUGAAAGUUAAUUUUGGUGAGGCUUUUUCUGCUAUGGUUCAUAUUAAAGCCCUCCGGGUAUUUGUUGAGUCAGUUUUAAGAUAUGGAUUGCCGGUUGAUUUUCAAGCGAUACUCCUUGAGCCAAAUAAAAAGCAGCAAAAGAAAUUAAGAGAUAUACUAAAACAACUUUACAACCAUCUGGAUGGAUCGUCUUCAAGUUCCGUCUUAGAUGAAGAUAUGAAUGUUGGGAGUUUUGGGGCUUCAUCGGACUAUUUUCCUUAUGUUUCAUUUAAAGUCGAGCUAAAUAUGAUAGAUGUGCGUUAAUGGUCAGGGAUAAACUAGUUCUGCAGCUCAUUCCAUUGUAUUGAUGUGAUAAUGCAAUCAAUAAAAUGAAAAAAGCAUAAUAUACUUUAGAAUUAUCUCUUCUUAGCAUUUCUGUCUUCUUGAUUUAUUCUCAUUUUCUCUAUCCUUGUUAGUUAAUAUUUUCACAAACACUUGAUUUACUUGGCCAGCAUAUAUAUACCUAAUAAUCUGUCUUAAUACGUUGGAAUAAAAAUCAUUUUAUUUCCAAAAUACCUUAAUUAUUGUUCUAUUUAAAUACAAUGUAUUGAAGAAGC
Molecule: messenger RNA, 1530 nt
Organism: Schistosoma spindalis
Lineage: Eukaryota; Metazoa; Platyhelminthes; Trematoda; Strigeidida; Schistosomatidae
Source: the annotation of a GenBank genome assembly